AUGUCGGGAUACGAAGGACAAGACCCCAUCAAGAUCGCUGAGCAGAGCGAGCGCGAGUUGAACUCCCACGCCGCUAAGCACGGCCACAACGCCGAUAUCUCCUCCAAGCACGGUCACGGUGCCAGUGACAGCAGUAAGUUUUUUCUGAAACCAGGACUGAAGGUUCCGGUUGGAUAUACAGUCCUCUAUACCUUCAAGACUUACAUUGACUUACAACGGUAUACUAACAUCACCCUAGCCCUCGAGUCUGGUGUCGACGAGGCUGGAGCGAGCAGAUUCCCUGGCGGCAGCGUCUCUGUCGGUGGCCAAGGUGCCAGCAACAACAGACCCCUCCCUGAGAGCGAGGGUGGUGACAUCAACCCCUCCACCGGCAAGCUUUACAAGGCCGGCGAGUUCGAGGGUGCCGGAGGUCCCGAGACCAAGGCUCAGCUCCACCGCGAGAACGACGGCGGUGACGACGAUGUGCGCUCCAACGUCCGCAACUGA
Messenger RNA from Aureobasidium uvarum, 486 nucleotides. Lineage: Eukaryota; Fungi; Ascomycota; Dothideomycetes; Dothideales; Saccotheciaceae. The record is from the annotation of a GenBank genome assembly.